AAUAAAAAGUUUGAAAAAAUGCCUUUGUUCAAAAAAAAUAAGAGUUUGAAAUAAAAAACUAAAAUAUUGCCCUAAGCACAUGUUUUUGUGUGCUGCUCACACUGGCCAUCAAUUCGGUAUAUCGUUAAAUUUUGCUGCACUAAGCCAUUUGAUUAGCUAUAUAGCAACCAAACAUGAUUUCAAACUUAUUCCCAAGACUAUUUCGACACCGAAUAUGAGCAUGUUGGCAUGCACAUGGCAUAUUAUUAUUAUAUAUAAGUUGAUGAUGAUUACGACGAAACCACCACUUGUACGAUUUUCAACCUUGAUGUCCAUAUUCAUUCCUCUGUUCAAAUCAUGGCCAAUGAUCACCAUUCCGUUGAUAUAUUUUCAGUCAUACGGCGGCUGUACGAAUAUAAUGCAUUAAAAUUUGGCCAAUUCAAAUUAAAAUCUGGUAUCGAAUCGCCCGUCUACAUUGAUCUUCGAACUAUCAUUUCGCAGCCGGAUUUGAUGAUCGAUCUUUGUCAUCAAUAUGUUCCUUUGAUGAAACAAUGUCGUUUCGACCUGAUCUGUGGCGUUCCCUAUACGGCAUUGACAAUGGCUACAUAUCUGUCAACCAAAUUCCGUCAUCCAAUGGUCAUGCGACGUAAGGAAACGAAACAACAUGGAACCAAACAAAUAUUGGAAGGCGUUUAUCAACGAGGCAAUCGCGUUCUUAUUAUCGAAGAUCUUAUCUCUUCGGGUUCGUCCAUUUUAGAAACAGCAUUAACCUUACGUCAAGCCGGACUGAUUGUAACGGAUGCAAUCGUUUUUAUCGACCGUGAACAGGGCGGAAUUCGAAACCUUCAACAUUCAGACAUUGAUAUCAAAGUGCAUAGUUGCAUUCAUUUUAGUGAAAUGAUCACCUAUCUGAAAGAUGAAGGUCAUAUAACAGGUGAGAAAUCCAGUGAGGUUCUUGAGUGGAUCCAAUCAAAUUAUUGUGCCAUACCUGCUACGUUGCAUAAUCAGCUUGCAUUAACCACUUGUUCGUCAUCGUGGAAAAGCUAUGAAGAUCGAGCCCGGUUAUGCCAGAAUCCUCUUGGCAAACGUCUGUUUGAAUUGAUGGCGAUGAAACGUAGCAAUCUUUGCGUAUCAGCCGAUCUAACCGAUUGCCAUUCGAUACUCAAAUUGGCCGAACUAGCUGGUCCACAUAUCGUGAUGCUCAAAACUCAUGUGGAUAUAAUCGAUGAUUUCAGCAUGGAUUUUGCUCGCAGAUUGCGAGAUUUGGCUAAAAAUCAUAAUUUCAUAUUGUUCGAAGAUCGUAAAUUCGCCGACAUUGGUUCAACCGUCCAGAAACAAUAUGCUGGAGGCUUAUUUCGGUUAUCUGAAUGGACCGAUCUAAUCAAUGCUCAUCUGUUGCCUGGACCGGGUCUUAUUGAAGCUCUACGUCAAGAAUUUAUGGCCCGAUCAUUUAAAGAUAGUCAACAACGCGGUUGCCUCUUGAUUUCUCACCUUAGUUCUCAAGGAAAUUUAGUACCGGUUGAUUAUGCUCAAGAAGCUUACAAGAUGGCCAUUAAAAAUCCUGAUUUCAUUGUCGGUUUUAUUAGCCAGACUAAAGUGUGUGCUGACCCUGCAUUCAUCCAUAUGACGCCUGGUGUAAGAAUCGGAAACGAGAAAAAUGACAAGCUCGGUCAACAGUAUACAACUCCCGAAGAUGCUAUCCAGAAUAAGGGAGCUGAUUUAAUCAUCGUCGGCCGCGGUAUAAUAUCGAAAUUGGAUUCUUCCUGUGAAGAAUUCGAAACAAACGUUAUCUUAUAUAAACAGCGCGGUUACAAUGCAUAUAUUAAUCUUUGUCAAUGAUAAAUAAUAAAAAUAAAUGUGUUUAUUAUUA
Molecule: messenger RNA, 1849 nt
Organism: Dermatophagoides farinae (American house dust mite)
Lineage: Eukaryota; Metazoa; Arthropoda; Arachnida; Sarcoptiformes; Pyroglyphidae
Gene: r-l
Product: rudimentary-like
Biological process (GO): 'de novo' pyrimidine nucleobase biosynthetic process; 'de novo' UMP biosynthetic process
Molecular function (GO): orotidine-5'-phosphate decarboxylase activity; orotate phosphoribosyltransferase activity
Source: RefSeq, a predicted model, not a curated record